CCUCCCUACGACAACCUUAAUCCGUAGAAUUAUGUUUUUUGUGCCUCUGGCUCUUGAAUAAUCAUCGUUAGUGUACAUGUGCAAUUUAUGAUAGGCCCUACGCAAACGGAAAUGCAUCCUGCUUGGGUACCACCUGCCUUUGGAGUACGCCACCUUAUUACUCUGUUCUGAACCGUAUCUCAGCAUAUCAGCAUCGGCACAUCAGGACAGCGGGCACCCUUGAAGCAUUGCUUUGUGUUCACCCUCACUGGUCUUGUGGAACCUCUGGUAAUGAUGGUCCAGUGAAGGGCAGUAAGAUUAGGACAUCUCAGCUAGACCAUCACCCAAAGCACCACCUUUCUUCAGGUUCUCCAUUCUCAUCACAGUCACUUCCCUACUGCCCCAUCUCUGGAAGCCCUUUGAACGAUCACCAGGCUCCAGGAUGAGUGGGCUCAUCGGCAAACUGGACCCUCGGCGGAUUCAGUGGGGGACCACCUGGUAUGCCUUCCAGUCCCGUGUCCUGCGCACGAAGCCGGUGGAGUCCAUGCUGGAGAGCACAGGUGGCACUGGGGCUCAUGGAACCAAACUCGCUCGUGUACUCUCCACUGUGGACCUUGUGUCUCUGGGAGUGGGAAGCUGUGUGGGUACGGGGAUGUACGUGGUAUCUGGACUAGUGGCUAAGGAAAUGGCAGGCCCUGGGGUCAUUGUGUCUUUCAUCAUUGCUGCCGUGGCCUCCAUCCUGUCAGGGGUGUGCUAUGCUGAGUUUGGUGUUCGCGUACCUAAAACCACAGGUUCAGCCUAUACUUACAGCUAUGUGACUGUGGGCGAAUUUGUGGCUUUUUUCAUUGGCUGGAAUCUGAUUUUGGAGUAUCUCAUUGGCACAGCAGCAGGGGCCAGUGCGCUCAGCAGCAUGUUUGACUCGCUGGCAAAUCACACCAUCAGUGGUUUCAUGAUCAACCACAUAGGAACGCUCAAUGGCCUGGGUAAAGGUGAGGAGUCGUAUCCUGACAUCUUGGCUCUCGUCAUAGCCAUCCUGGUCACAGUGAUAGUUGCCCUUGGUGUGAAGAAUUCUGUGGGCUUCAACAACGUGCUGAACAUCAUUAACCUGGUGGUGUGGGUGUUUAUGAUGAUUGCAGGCCUGUUCUAUGUUAGUGGGAGCAACUGGGACGAGGGACGAUUCCUGCCUUAUGGCUGGUCUGGGGUCAUGCAGGGUGCAGCCACUUGCUUCUAUGCCUUUAUAGGAUUUGACAUCAUAGCCACAACCGGGGAGGAAGCCAAGAGCCCAAACACCUCCAUCCCGUACGCCAUCACUGCCUCUCUGGUCACCUGUCUCACUGCCUAUGUCUCUGUCAGUGUGAUCCUAACCCUUAUGGUCCCCUACACUGAAAUUGAUUCAGAUGCUCCACUGAUGGAAAUGUUUUCUCUACAUGGGUUCCAAACUGCCAAAUAUAUAGUGGCCAUCGGCUCCAUUGCUGGACUUACCGUCAGUUUGUUGGGCUCUCUCUUCCCAUUGCCAAGAGUCAUCUACGCCAUGGCAGAAGAUGGUUUGCUCUUCAGGUUCCUGGCCAAUGUGAGCACAUACACAGAGACUCCAGCAGUGGCAUGUGUGGUGUCAGGGUUCCUCUCAGCUCUGCUGGCUCUGCUGGUCAGUCUGAGGGAUCUCAUCGAGAUGAUGUCCAUCGGCACCCUGCUAGCCUACACACUAGUAUCAGUGUGUGUGCUACUGCUGCGUUACCAGCCUGAAGGAGACAUCCACGGCUUUAUCAAUUUCCUUUCAGAGCAGAAUGGCAAGCAUAAAGAGGGUGUGCUGGCUGAAUGCGAGAAGGAAGCCUGCUCACCGGUCAGUGAGGCUGAUGAUUUUGGAGGACCUCCAACCAACACCUGUGGAGCAAAGAAUCUCCCAUCACUGGGUGACAGCGAGAUGCUGAUCGGUAAGCCUGACAAGUCCACCUACUCAGCCAGUCACCCCAACUAUGGUACUGUGGACAUGUCCUCUGGCAUUGAAUCGGAUGAGACGGAUAGCGUGUACCUGUCAAAGUUAAAGAAGCUGUUGGGGCCUCGCUACUACACCAUGCGCAUUCGGCUUGGCCUACCGGGCAAGAUGGACAGGCCCACUGUGGCCACCGGGCGUAUUGUCACCCGCUGUGUCAUCCUGCUCUUCAUCCUCAUCUUCUGCUUCUGCUCCCUUAUCAUUUUCGGGUCAGGUCAAAUCGCAGAGGGUCAAUGGUGGGCCGUGCUACUGCUGGUGGUGCUAAUGCUGGUCAUCACUCUCUUGAUCUUUAUCAUCAUUCAACAACCUGAGAACCCAAAGCGCCUGCCUUACAUGGCACCCUGCGUACCCUUUGUCCCAGCCUCCGCUAUGCUAGUAAACAUUUACCUCAUGCUCAAGCUCUCCAACAUCACAUGGAUCCGUUUUGGUGUAUGGUGCUUUGUGGGUGUUCUGAUCUACUUUGGCUACAGCAUUUGGAACAGCACCCUAGAGAUUACGGCCCGUGAGGAAGAGGUCCAUGCAAGCACAUACCAGCGCUAUGACAUGGGCGUGGAUGACAAUUUAGCAGUGAAUGAUGAGCUGUACCCUUCAGGAGAUGGGGGGCAGUACCAAAGUUGGGGCUUCAAUGAGGGAAGAGGUGGACACCAGAAACAGCAAUGCCAGGAGCAGAGGGAGCCUAAGCCUGAUGGCCCAGACAGUGUGGACAACCACAGGACCUCAUCAUCCUCCUCACACAGCAGGGCCAAAAGCAAAGCUGCUAAUGCUGCUCCAGGUUUUGAGGCACUGGUAGUAGACGACAAUUUGGAUGAUCCUUUGGAAUGAGAAUGUAAUUUGAAUGUACUUGUCUGCCAACAACUGCAGAACCCUUGGGCUAGGUUGUUAUCUCUCUGCAAUGAAUAUUUAUUUUACUCCCGUUCCAUGAUUUGCAGCCAUUUAUCACUAUUGAUAGGAUAAUAAGAUUGGUCAGGAUGUUUUUUUUUUAUAUAUAUAUAUAUAUAUAUAUUAUGAAUAAUUUUGUGAUCAGAUAACACAAAACAAAUAUCCCUAUUUAGACUUUUCAUUUAAUGUUUUGGUCCAGAGUUCUUAUUGUAUCCAUGUUAAGAUCCUCAUACUCUCCGACAUAUACUCAUGUUAAUUUGUAAUAAUGUGUACAAGAUGGUGAAAUCUUUAGAUACAACUUGUCUUGUACGAAAAUAUUUGACUUUUAUUUCCAUAGAGAUAAACCAAUCAACAAACAGUCAAUAUCAAUUUAAAUGUCGAUACAAUGGUGGCAUCAGAAUUUAGCUAGCCUUCUACCUAACACUAUUUUAAUAAAGCUGACGUCUGUGCACAAAUUUGGUCACUCGUUCCAUAUUUAGGCUUAUUUAUACAAUACAAAUGACUGAUGUAUGUUACGAACCUGUAUUACGCUUCCUUCGUCUCAUUCCAAACCUGAGGUUUUCUUUCUUUUUCCAUGCAUACAUCAUUGGGUUUAGGGUUUUGUUAAAGGAUUAGACUUUAUGGUUGGAUUAAGGUUUAGGUUAGGGGUUAAACUUUAGAAACAUUUGAAUAAUACCAUCCAUUGAACCAAUGGACCAGUUUCCCAUUUGCUCCUCUAUGGGAGUUGAACUUGUAAAUUUUUGUACAAGUCAACUUGUAAACAUUUUUAAGAUUUUGCCAUCUUGUACUAUUAUGAUUUGUCAUGAGAGCGAGUUGGACCCACCAAGCACUUAAAUACAUACCACUUGUUGUUUCAGUUGAAAGCAGCAGUUUCCCCUCAAAAUGGCAUUAAAUAGCAUGAUAUUUAUUGCCCUCUGGUUUGUAGUUUACUGCAGCCCAGUUAGUUAUCACAUGUUCACACCUUUCCCCAAAAUGACCCAUGGAACCUGCAUCACUUCCUUUACUUAAGCUGAUAUCUAUUAGCCCCAACAUUGUCUUUAUGUGAAGUCAAUAUAAAACCAGCAGAAACAUUGCCAUGGCCCUUGCUGCAGUAGUUCACCUUAAAACACUUAAAGCAAUUUGCACAGACUUUUGUGAUUUGAGUAACUUACUGGAGAUGCUACACUUGCUUUUUUUAAUCAAUUUUAAAAUUGCAUAGAUUUAAGUCAGUGUGGCCUCACAGUUUUGGUUGACAUGAGCAGAGAAUAAAAGGCUUAUUUCUCUUCCACUCUUAUUUCUAGCCCAAGUGAGGUUUGGACUGUAGGUUGUCACAAAUAGUAGAUGGACUUUGCUUGCAAUAGUGCCUUCAUUUGUCUGUGUGUGCUUUAAAUAUGACCAUCAUGAUGUCCAUGCUUGUUUAUUUUUCAUACUUUCAUGUUUUUCAUCAGUAUGUUUUUCUUAAUUUGUUUUUGACAUAAGGAGUUAUGUCCAUGGUUGUUACCUGGUGAAAGUUAGUGUGCCUGUCAGCCAUCAUAUUUCACUACCGACCAUCCAUUCAUCCUUUGUGUUGGUGACACAGAUUCAUCCUUGCAAGCAGGCAGCUCUGUGUAAAUUACAAUGGUGUGAACACAGUACAAUUUGUGUCUCUUGUCCGGUCAGUGUCCCUUAAAAAUAGAAAAAGAAAAGACGGUAAAUUGUGCAAUUUGCAUGUAGAGGGAAGUGUGUUGUAAAUUUCUGUCUGGCUGUGCUGUUCUGCUAUUCUCUCCCUGAUAAUUCUCAUACCGUUCAACCGACUUGUCAAGUCCAACUCUACAGUAUCUGUGCUACAGCUCUUCCUGCCAAAAAAUGGGGAAAAGAAACAAGAAAUAGAAAACCAAGCCAGGCCUCAAAUCCAUACUUCCUUAUGUGUGAAAAUUAUUUUGAAACUGAAAAAAAAGAGAAAAAAGGAUAGAGAUCUACAAGAUCUUUGCAUAUAUUUUCCCACCAGCACAGUAUAUAGAGCAUUAUUUGGGGCCUGGCUUGGUUUUAACUUUGUUGCUGUGGCAUUUUGCUGAAAGUGUACAGGGCCCAGAGUCAAACUAUAUUUUUGAGUAUUUGCAUGUAUGGUGACCUUUGAAAGACUUGAUGUAACUCAAAUGUAGCAUUCUGAGAGAUGAGGGUAUCCUCCCUCCAACCCCUCCUCUUUCUGAGUGGCCUCUGUUUACAAAGCAAGCCAAAGUCUGCAACCUUUGUUUACUGUAUAUGAAAAAUGACAGCAUUUUAUUUCCAUAGAGUAGAGCACCAUAUAAUAGUGUGGAGAUACAAGACAAAGAAAUGAGAAGUAUUUUUUUACAGGCUUUAAUAUCUUCAUGUACUCUGUAGGUAGCUAGGCCACCGUUGGUGUGUUUAUUUUUGUUGUUAUGGGGAUCAGCAGAACUUCUAAAGAAAAGUGAUGAAUGUAUAUAUUUUUAAUGCCCUCUUUUUAGACAGAUAAAACUGGAGUCUUUGGGAUUUUGAUGUAGUAGUUUUGAUAUAAAGGGAUAGUUCACCCAAAAUAAUAAUUCUGUCACUCACUUAUUCACUUUCAUGUCAUUCAAAAACCAUAUUGACUUUUUUCCUCCUCGCAACACAAAUGGAGAUGUUAGGCCAAAUGUUAGCCUUAGUCACCAUUCAUUUUCAUUGCAUGGGAAAAUUAUGCCAUGAAAGUAAAUAGAGACUGAGAUGGCACUGAAGAAAUACAAUCACAUUAGGGUGAAUAAAUGAUGACAGAAUUUUCAUUCUUGGGUGAACUAUCCCUUUACUUGAAUAUUAGAAAUGCCUAGAUCUGAUGCUUAGACUGAAAACUACAGAGAUAUUUGAUUAUAAACCUGUCAGAAAAAAACGAUCUACAAUGUUUCCAAAUGCUUUUAAAAUCAGCUACUAUUUGUUAUUUAUUUGUCUCUGAGAAAAGGUACAGUGUUUGUACUUUGUGAGCUUUCUAUCCUGCUCUCAUAGCGUGUUUGUUAUUUGUUCAGAAAAUUUGGAGAUUGGCUUCCCUUGCAAAUCUGAAACGUGUUUCUGCUGUAUAUUUAGGUAUGAAGUGGAUGUAUUUAAAAAAAAAAAAAUCUAUUUAUUGUUCUUCUACUUGUGGUUUUGCUCUCCCGUUGCACUGUGUAAUGAGAUGUAUUGCUUUAAUGCAACAAUGAAAGUCAUUUAUUGCAUAUCAGAUAAGCGUGACUCUUGAUUUUCCUUUUGCUUAAAGGCAGUAUCAAACAACCCAAAAUCAGCAGGUCAAAAAUAUCCUCACAUAGGUGGCUUGUGUAAACAGGCUCGCUCUGUUUCCUGUGGGGUGGAGUGGUGAGCCUAAAAUAACACAGAUCUGAGUGUAGCACCUGAGUGCAAGGGAAGCAUACUGGUCAUACUGGGAGCGCUACUAGCUAUGCAAAGGAAUGAGAUAAACACACAACAGAUCGAUGUUCCAUUGUCAUUGCUACAGUGGUGGUAUAUGUCGAUGUAAUACAACAUGGUUUUGAGAUAUCAAAGCAUGUUGUUAUGUUUAAUUCAUACAGUUCAGACCUGUCUGUCUGUAUGGUGUCGACAUCGACACAACCAUCUCUCCUGAAGCACACUCCCUCUGUGGGAGGGUCUUCAAAAUGUUUUUCCUAUGAGGCAAUCAUAGGAUGUCAUUUGUGUUCAUUUGUCAUCAACCUAAAUCGAAAUCAAAUGUGAUGUCCUUAUUUUACGUAAUCCUUCUGAUGCAAAAUACCCUGGUGCUAUUAUA
Molecule: messenger RNA, 6566 nt
Organism: Xyrauchen texanus (razorback sucker)
Lineage: Eukaryota; Metazoa; Chordata; Actinopteri; Cypriniformes; Catostomidae
Product: probable cationic amino acid transporter
Exons: 8
Coding region: 422-2791 (789 amino acids)
Biological process (GO): amino acid transport; transmembrane transport
Cellular component (GO): plasma membrane
Molecular function (GO): amino acid transmembrane transporter activity
Source: RefSeq, a predicted model, not a curated record